Molecule: messenger RNA, 2041 nt
Organism: Pipra filicauda (Wire-tailed manakin)
Lineage: Eukaryota; Metazoa; Chordata; Aves; Passeriformes; Pipridae
Product: translation initiation factor IF-2-like
Exons: 2
Coding region: 561-1595 (344 amino acids)
Source: RefSeq, a predicted model, not a curated record
GACGUUUAAAAUGCCGAACCCUCGGGUCUGAGGCACAUUUUUUCCAGGGGGGAAAGGGAAAGGAAGGCUCAGCUGUUUGUUCUGCGUUUAAAUACGCCAUCCCAAAACAGUUCAAAUGCAUUUUUGCAAUUCCUCCAUCCGGCCCCCUCCGAACGGGAAGAUUCAAACCAGAUCCCUGCCCCAGCCCUUCCAGGACGGCUCCCGGCCAUUCCCGCCGGGAGAAGCCGCAGCCCUGGCAUGGGGAUCACGAGGCAUUCACCUUCCUUAGAAAAAGGCGAUUUGGAGAAGCCAAGCCAAGCCCAGCUGUGCUCUGCCAGAGGUGCUGGAAAGGCAGCUCAGUGCCAUUCCUGGGACACCCUCUGGCACUUGGAACAGCUCUGGAGUGGGUUCACCCCAAUUGUCCCCGUAUCUGGAGCCCCCAAGGAGACAAACUGCAACCAACAACAAAUCCCACCAAAACCAAACACCAGCAGAGCCCCCACCACGGCUUCAGUCCCAGUAUUCCGGCGCUUCCCUGGUUUUCCAUCCCCGGUUUCUGCCCAUCUCCCCCCAGCAGAGGGAUGAUGCUGCUGGGAAGCAGCUGGAAUCUCCUGCCUGCCCCCAGCUCCAUCCUGGGGCACGGCCAGGGCUGGGACCCCCCACGUCACACCCGGAGCCCGGAGGGACAGGCAGGACAGGCUCCAUCUGCCGCCCCACCCCAGGCACGGGGACACCCAGGGAGGAUCCCAGAACCCUCAGCUCAUCCAUCCCAGGCACGGGGACACCCAGCGAGGAUCCCAGAACCCUCCCAGCACCCUCAGUUCAUCCACCCCAGGCACAGGGAUACCCAGCGAGGAUCCCAGAACCCUCAGCUCAUCCACCCCAGGCACAGGGACACCCAGGGAGGAUCCCAGAACCCUCAGCUCAUCCACCCCAGGCACAGGGACAUCCAGGGAGGAUCCCAGAACCCUCAGCUCAUCCACCCCAGGCACGGGGACACCCAGCGAGGAUCCCAGAACCCUCCCAGCACCCUCGGCUCAUCCAUCCCGAGGCCACCAGCACAUUCCUGGCCCUUUCCCAGGCUCCACACACUCCACACACGCACCCACCACCCACCCAUGGCAAGGGACCCCCAUCCCUCCCCACGGGGCACAGACUGGGAGCAGCUGGGUCCUGCUCCGGGUACCCUGUGCUCCAGGGAUCGGGACACAGCAUCCCAAUGUCCCACCCCGCUCCAGGGACAAGCCCAACUCCCGGCUGGCUCCAUGGCCAGGGCAGGGAGAGGUGACACAGCCCAAAGGCCCGGGGGGUCCCCAGCAGCCCCCCCACACCCCCACACGUGCACCGGGCUGGGAUUCCCAUCAGCCAGGACCUGCCCCCGCCGCCUCCCAACCCAAGACAAAGGAGCAGAGCGAGGACGGGGGACGGAGAGGAGGAGGAUGGAUGGGCAGAGCGCAUCCCCAGGGAGGCGGGAGGUGGAGGCAGGAGACGGAGGCAGGAGGUGGAGGCUGCCCACCAGCAUCCAUCCAUCCCCGCGGGGCGGGGAGGGGGGAAGGGGAACAACAUCCCACUGCGGCUCCCGGGCCGCGUCCAUCCCGCAGCUCCACGUCACCUGACUUCAAACGCAUCCGGGGGGAGAGACGAUUUCCAUGCGAACACGCAUCAGGAAAUCUGGGAGGAAUGCGCUCCCCCCCCUCCCCGCCCAGCCCCUUCCCCUCCCGCUCCUCAGGCUCUGGCAGCUCCGCCGCCUUCAGAUGAAAUCCAUUAAAAAAAAAAAAGGGGGGGGGGGGAAGGAAAGAUUUGCAUUUUAAACCAAAUUCAGGAGCCGGGAGCUCCGUGCCGGAGCGAUCCCCCGCGUCCCCUCCCGCCUCCAGCCCCACCGAGAGCCCGCAGCAGAACGAGCUGAAAAAUGGCAGGAGAUGGAACCAGAUGAAAUGAAGCCCCGGCACUGCCAGAACUGGGGAUAAUAAUAAUAAAAAAGGAGCUGGAUCAUCCAGACCGUGGUGGGGAGGGGCAGGAGGGGCAGCUCCAACCCCACAGCUGAGGGCGAUUCGAGGGAGAA